Messenger RNA from Rana temporaria (common frog), 1569 nucleotides. It is a transcript of the gene ZFAND6, whose product is annotated as zinc finger AN1-type containing 6. Gene Ontology annotation, molecular function: polyubiquitin modification-dependent protein binding; DNA binding; zinc ion binding. NCBI's taxonomy places the organism in Eukaryota, Metazoa, Chordata, Amphibia, Anura, Ranidae. Gene Ontology annotation, biological process: protein targeting to peroxisome. The transcript has 6 exons. The record is from RefSeq and is a predicted model, not a curated record. Bases 288 to 899 code for a protein of 203 amino acids.
CCGGAAGUGGUCCGGGAAAAAAAAGCGGCCCUCACCGGAAGUGGGAGAAAAAGAGAGAGAGAGAGAGAGAGAAAAAAAAAUACCGGAAGCGUAAAAGAAGGAAGUGUCUGAAGACCGGCUGUGUCACCGGGAGAGUCCGAGGAGGAGGAGGGGAGCGGGGGACACCGAGAGAGAGUCACCACCGUACAACACAGGGCCUUGUCCGGUCAUACCGAGAGACGUCACCGGAGACCGGAUACCCCUCCCCCCCCCGCCGCCGGUGUGUGAAGAUUUUAGCUGCAUGGUGGAUGAAAAUGGCGCAGGAGACGAACCACAACCAGGCGCCUCUACUUUGUUCCAACGGGUGCGGAUUCUAUGGUAACCCCCGCACCAACGGACUCUGUUCUGUGUGCUACAAAGAACAUCUACAGCGGCAGAACAGCAGCGGCGGCGGCGGCGGCAGGAACAGUCCACCAGUGGUGUCCAUGGGGAGUGGGGUGGAGGUUCCCUCCUCGCAGCAGGCGGUCACACCUCAGGUAUCUGAACCAGAAGAGUCCGCAUUGCCACAAGCAAGUUCCUUGCCACUUCCAGAAUCUGUGUCCUCGUCACAAGCCGAAUCCACAGAGAACAGAACUUCCGAAACAAACGAGGCGCCAGCUUCUCCAUCAGACAGCGCACAAAAUUCUUCUGAAGAGCAAGCAAGUUCUCCUGUAAAGGCCAAGCUAAAAAAGAACCGCUGCAACAUGUGCCGCAAAAAGGUCGGACUUACAGGAUUUGAAUGCCGGUGCGGCAAUGUAUUCUGCGGAACCCACCGCUAUUCCGACGUCCACAGUUGUUCCUUCGACUACAAAGCGGAAGCCGCUGCAAAGAUCAGGAAAGAAAACCCCGUGGUGGUGGGAGAAAAGAUCCAGAAAAUCUGAAGGAGGAGGAGCUCUGUGUCCCGCAUCUCAGUGGACAUCUCUGGGACACGCCUACUUUAUAGUCCACCCGGUCAGUUUUGUUGGAUCCGGGGACACGGCUACUCCUAGCUUCAAUUUUUAUUUUUUCUCCUUUUUUUUUUUUUUCUUACUGCAGCUUUCCCUGAUUUUUUGACAGUUGAAACCGGGAUAAAAAAAAAAAAAAAACCACAGGAAACAAACUGAGAAAAGUCUUUUACACCCUCUCCAGGUGUUUCCACCCUCUUAGCGGCCCGCCUAGUUUCUUAUCUUCUGAAGGGACAGACGAUGUGACGGAGAACGUUCUCCUCUCUCUGGAAUGGCUCGAGUUUUACACCUUCUUCUAGAUAUCAAGCAUCCUGACUCCAUUAUCCCCCCUCCCCCCUCCCCCAUUGUAUUUAUCCUGAUGCAAAAAACGGAUCAGCAUUUUAUUGGACCAAUUUAAUGAUGUAUGUCUGAGCUCUGGAGGAAUCUCCUUUUUUCAUCAGAGGAACCCGCUCUAAGAAGCCUUUUAUUUUAUUUCCUUUUUAUUUUUUAUUUUAUUUUAUUUUUUUCGAUUUUAAUUUUUUUUUCUUGCAUCUUUUUUGUGUGAUUGUGUGGAUGAUUACAAAUAUCUUUAAAUAUAGAAUGGAAAUAAACUGAAUAUUAGUGUUGG